This is a messenger RNA of Humulus lupulus (European hop), 771 nucleotides long. RefSeq lists its product as uncharacterized. NCBI's taxonomy places the organism in Eukaryota, Viridiplantae, Streptophyta, Magnoliopsida, Rosales, Cannabaceae. The record is from RefSeq and is a predicted model, not a curated record. The transcript has 2 exons. Bases 1 to 771 code for a protein of 256 amino acids.
AUGGACUUUGUUAUUGGACUUCCACGAACAAGCAAAGGAUAUGAUUCGAUAUGGGUCAUCAUCGAUCGAUUAACAAAAUCUGCUCAUUUCCUUCCGGUAAAGGUGACGUACACAGGGGAUCAUUAUCAAGAAACAAUAGGGAUGGCACCAUAUGAAGCAUUAUAUGGGCGGAAAUGUAGAUCUUCUAUCCAUUGGCAUGAGGUGGGUGAAAGAAAGUACAUAGAGCAACAAACUGGACCAGAUAUUGUGACGUCGACAAUGGAAGUCGUUCGAAAAAUUCAACAGAGGAUAGCAGUAGCCCAAAGUCGACGAAAGUGUUAUGCAGACAAACGAAGAAGACCAUUAGAGUUCCAAGUUGGAGAAAAAGUAUUUCUACGGAUAACACCAAUGAAAGGUGUUAUGAGUUUUGGACAAAAAGGAAAGUUGAAUCCAAGGUUCGUUGGACCUUUUGAAAUAUUAGACCGAAUUGGAAAAGUAGCCUAUAAAUUGACACUGCCACCAGAGUUGUCGGAUGUACAUGAUGUAUUCCAUGUGUCUAUGUUGAAGAAAUAUAUUCCUGAUUCCAGUCACGUGUUGCAACAUGAAGUUAUCCAAGUGGACAAAGACCUUACCUAUGAGGAAAAACCUGUCCAAAUCUUGAAUCGAAAGAAUAAGGUCUUAAGAAAUAGAGAAAUACCUUUGGUCAAGGUAUUAUGGAGAAGCCAUACAAUAGAAGAGGCUACGUGGGAGCGUGAAGAUGAGAUGGAAGCUAAAUAUCCUGAUUUACUCUAG